AUGAACAGGCUCUGGAACCUGUGGCGUGUGGAGCCCCCGCCGGGCCCCCCGAUGUGGGUCCCCAUCCUGGGCCAGCUGCAGAGGACCCUGCGCCAGGGCGACUACCCGCCCCUCCGCCCGCUGCCCAUGUUCGAGAGUGACUUUGUCCAGGUCACCAGCAGAGGGGCCCCGGUGUACGUGCACCACAGCAGCAACCACCUGACCAUGGGCGUGGCCGCCUCCCUGCCCAGCGCCCCGCUGCCCGACCUCCUGCUCAUCGCCCGGCCCUCGGAGGACAGGGACUGCCCCCACCUCCUUCUGUCCAGGAUGAUCCCGCUGGCCCUGGUCCGCCUGUACGUGCACAACCAGCCGGCCCGCUGCCUGAAGCUGUGCCUGCUCACCGGCCGCUACUACUACCUGGAGCUGAACGCCCCCGACCGGGAGAAGGCCUUCCUGUUCCGCCGCUGGGUGCGCCUCAUCAGCCUGCUGCGGGAGGCCCCCGCCCCCGGGGCGCCCGGGGCCCUGAGCACCCCGCCCUCCGAGCUGGCCCAGGCCACCCCGCCCGCCUCCACCUGGCAGCUCCAGGACCAGCCCCACAGCAGACGCUCCGCCACGGCCGCGGGUCCCCGCAAGAUGCUGGCGGCCCCGAAGCAGAAGGCCCAGGCGCGCAGGCCCGGGCCGGACCGCGGGGCGCUGCGCCCCGAACCCUCCGCGGCCGCCCCGCCCAGCCGGGGCCCAUUCCGGUCCCGGGCGGUGGGCGACUCGGUGCCUCUGGUCUGGUCGCAGCUGGAGGCUCUGGGCUCGGGGAAGAGAGGCGGGGAGAAGAAGUCCCACCCGGACCCCGGCCACGGCUCUCAGACCACACCCUCCUCUGCGCCCCCACUGACCGGCCGGGAACCCUCCGCCCCAGCGAGGCCCAGCGUCACCAUCAGGACCAUCUUCAGCAUCUUUUCCAGAUCCUUCAGCCCAUCGCUGUCCUCCUCCCAGGGAUGCUCAGCGGACAGGGCGGCCAUGCCUGGCGGUUUGGCUGAGGCCCCUCCAUGCUGCCUCUCGCACGGCCCUGAGGCCUCCCUGCUGGUCUCCUACAAGCAGCUGUACGUGCAAGAGACCCUGGGAGGCCUGGCAGAUCCCGACUCCUGCUCCCUCGGCCCUGCCGCCUACCCGCCCGGCUCCUACCCGCCUGCCGGCCCCGCCUCUGGCCCCAGGCAGGAUGGCCAGCCCAGGCCCCCGCGCCCCGUGCAGACACCGCGGCCCCCGCCCGCCCAGAGGGCCCCCCUCAAGCGCCCCCAGAAGGCCCCGGCGAAGAAGACCCCGGUUGUGGCCUCCGCCCCCCGGAAGGCCCCAGCCCCUCCGCAGACCCCACGGGUCCCCGCCGCUCCCCAGAAGACCUCGUCCGCUCCUGUCCUCUGCCCGGAACCCCUGUCCCUGCCGACCCCAUCGUCCCAGGCGCUGACGCCCCGCACCCGCUACCGGACGGCCUGGGACUCCGCGGCCUCGGGCGCGGGGCCCGCGGGCAGCCAGCCCUCGGGGAAGACGGAGCCCCUGAUGCUGGUGGGCGCGCAGGAGGCCGAGGUCCCGGAGGUGCGGGCCCUGGACGGCCUGAGGGGCAGGGGGCAGGUGGAGGACCGGGUCCGCAGCUGCAGGGAGGAGCGGCGGGUGGACCUGCCCGGCUUCCAGUCCCAGGCCACGGGGCAGCGGGGGGAGUGGGUGAGGUCGCAGCAGCUGGCCGUGGACGGGGCCCCGGGGCCCAGACCGAUGGGGCUGCCGUCCUGGCUGUUGAUGUCCCAGGUGUCUGCGGGGUCAGCCCGGGGCCCGGAGUCCCUGGGCCGCAGACGGGUGUCCAUGGCGGAGGGAUCCCCGGGGGGUGUUCGGGGAGCCCCGACAGCGCCCCGGGUGGGCUCCUGGGUGGAGGGGGGCGUGGGUCUGUGGGUGGAGGAGACGCGGAGGGCGCAGGCGUCGGAGGCGGAGCCCGAGAAGCUGCCCUGGGCCCAGAGGGGCCCUUUCGCGCUGGACCCCCGCGCCCCGAGCACCCCCAGGAGCUCCAAGGUGGACAGAGUCUCGGAGGCCCCCAUCCCCCUGCCCGCGACGAGGUGGGAGGACCUGGUGCCGCCGUCGCCCACCGUGCUGACCCCCAUCUCACAGAUGGAGGCGGCCAGGGCGCCCCUGAAGCUCAACAGAGACGCUGUGGGGACCCAGGAGGGGGGGUCGGGCCAGGGCCCCGUGGCCAAGGCGGGGCUGCCCCCGGAGACGGGCGUGCCCAAGCUCCUGGAACUGGAGAAGAUGGGGAGCGUGGCCGGCUGGAUGCGGCAGAGCAAGGAGAGCCCGCAGGUCCUCAGGCCCUGGCCCAGUGUGCUUACUGAGUGCCUCCUGCCCUCUCCCCAGCAGGCACUGAGCCCAGCGCCUCCCGUCGCAGGAUCCCAGAUGCCACUCAAUCCCUACGUGGUCCAGAGUGAUCGAGUGUGGCCAGGCCCCAGGCGCAGUGCGCUCGACUCCAAGAAUCCGGAGGCUGGCCAGGCCGAGCGGAGGGCCUCGGGGCUGCCGUAG
Molecule: messenger RNA, 2523 nt
Organism: Pipistrellus kuhlii (Kuhl's pipistrelle)
Lineage: Eukaryota; Metazoa; Chordata; Mammalia; Chiroptera; Vespertilionidae
Gene: GARIN5B
Product: golgi associated RAB2 interactor family member 5B
Exons: 10
Coding region: 1-2523 (840 amino acids)
Cellular component (GO): nucleus
Source: RefSeq, a predicted model, not a curated record